ACAUACAUAUGAUCAUUUAAUGAAAUUCAUUAAAUGAAACUAUUCCUUUCGCUGCAAAAUUAGGUACCAGUAAAGCAUAAACACCACUUUACCACUUCUUGAAUUCCAAAUCUGAAAGCUCUGUCAUUAUAUAUGUAUAAACCAAUUUAAACAUAUACAUGUCUCACCGAUAACAACGGAGGUUCAUUAAUGAGGGUUUGAUUAUGAUACUUACGAGUGACAGAUUGUGAAUAUCAAAGAGAAGCUUCUUCCUCCCUUUUUUCUCCCUAUAAAUUUCCGUAGAAAAAUCAUUCAUUCGCAUCUCUUCUCUUCUCAAAAAUCACCACAUUUCUUUACUUCUCUGGGAAACAAUAAUAAAAGAGCUACAUGGAAAUAUCCAAUGCCAUGCUUCUUGUAGCGAUCGUAACAGGGUAUUGGCUAUGGUUCAAGAGGAUCUCACGGUGGCUAAAGGGUCCACGUGUCUGGCCUCUGUUGGGUAGUCUUCCUGGUCUGAUAGAGCAACGUGACAGGAUGCAUGAAUGGAUCACCGAGAACCUUCGUGCGUGCGGCGGCACUUACCAGACUUGUAUCUUUGCCGUGCCUUUCUUGGCUAAGAAGCAAGGUCUCGUGACUGUCACGUGUGACCCUAAGAAUCUCGAACACAUGCUCAAGACCCGGUUCGAUAACUACCCUAAAGGUCCUACAUGGCAAUCCGUCUUCCACGAUCUCCUGGGUCAAGGUAUUUUCAACUCCGACGGUGACACCUGGCUCUUCCAACGCAAAACCGCCGCUCUUGAAUUCACAACAAGGACGUUGCGGCAAGCCAUGGGUAGGUGGGUAAACCGAGGAAUUAAGCUCCGGUUCUGUCCGAUUCUUGCAACGGCUCAAGACAAUGCAGAACCAGUUGAUCUCCAAGACUUAAUACUACGGCUCACAUUCGACAACAUUUGCGGAUUGGCGUUCGGUAAGGACACACGAACCUGCGCACCGGGGCUUCCCGAGAAUGGCUUUGCCUCGGCAUUCGAUCGAGCCACCGAAGCCUCGCUUCAACGGUUUAUCAUACCGAAGUUUAUGUGGAAGCUGAAGAAAUGGCUUGGGCUCGGUUUAGAAGUAAGCUUGAGCCGAAGCUUAGGAGAAAUCGAUGAAUAUCUUGCUGCUGUUAUAAAUACACGUAAGCAAGAACUGAUGAGUCAGCAAGAAAGUGGAACCCACCAGAGACACGACGAUCUCCUCUCGCGUUUCAUGAUGAAGAAAACAGAAUCUUACAGUGACACGUUUCUCCAACACGUGGCGCUUAACUUUAUCCUAGCUGGACGUGACACGUCAUCAGUUGCGCUGAGCUGGUUCUUCUGGCUUAUCACGAUGCAUCCAACCGUCGAGGAUAAAAUCGUCCGCGAGAUCUGCUCCGUCCUGAUCGAGACACGUGGCACUGAUGACGUCGCGUCGUGGACUGAGGAGCCUCUAGGGUUCGACGAAAUCGACCGUUUGGUUUACCUGAAGGCGGCGAUCUCGGAGACGCUCAGGCUUUACCCAUCGGUGCCGGAAGAUUCAAAACACGUCGAGAACGACGACGUUUUACCAGAUGGGACCUUCGUUCCGGCGGGAUCAUCGGUGACGUACUCGAUUUACGCGGCGGGGAGGAUGAAGUCGACUUGGGGAGAAGAUUGUCUGGAAUUCAAUCCGGAGAGAUGGAUUUCUCCGAUCGACGGAAAAUUUAUCAAUCACGAUCAAUAUCGGUUCGUGGCGUUCAAUGCUGGACCAAGGAUCUGCUUGGGGAAAGAUCUGGCGUAUCUUCAGAUGAAAACAAUAGCGGCAGCGGUGCUUCUCCGUCACCGGCUUACGGUGGUUCCGGGACAUAAAGUGGAGCAGAAGAUGUCGUUGACGCUAUUUAUGAAGAACGGACUUCUGGUGAAUCUGUAUAAGAGAGAUCUCCAAGGAAUCAUAAAGAGUCUAGUGGUGAAGAAGAGCGACGGUGUCUCUAACGGUCAAUGUAACGGCGUUAUUGGUGAAGGCGUCGCCGUUUACUUAAAUACGGGAGUUGCAGUGGUUUAACAAGGCCAAUCACGUCCCUGAUUUAUUCAUAUACACUUUUUUUCUUUAAUUCCAAAAGAAAACACUUGAACAAAAAUACAGCUUGUAAUUUUUGUUCAAUAUGAAAUUGUAAGCAAUAUACUCCAGCCGACAAAAAAAAGAAAGAAAAAGCAAUAUACUCCAAUUAGUAAUUUUACCGGGUUCUUUUCUUUUUCUAUUUUUUUGCAAACCUUUUUAUUUUCUUUAUGGGAAAUUAUUGUAAGCAAAUCAUAUACGUUUAUAUAGUCUAAAAUAAAUACAUUUUACUUCGUAC
Molecule: messenger RNA, 2323 nt
Organism: Arabidopsis thaliana (thale cress)
Lineage: Eukaryota; Viridiplantae; Streptophyta; Magnoliopsida; Brassicales; Brassicaceae
Gene: CYP86A4
Product: cytochrome P450, family 86, subfamily A, polypeptide 4
Exons: 2
Coding region: 367-2031 (554 amino acids)
Cellular component (GO): membrane
Molecular function (GO): oxidoreductase activity, acting on paired donors, with incorporation or reduction of molecular oxygen; iron ion binding; heme binding
Source: RefSeq, marked reviewed